CGAGAACGAGGCGCUAGGGUGACAAUUUUCUCUCAUUCGCGGUAGUACAAAACGGCGACAACACGCAUUUGGAUUUUGACGUGUGACAGCAAACAGCUGCAGCCAGAUUCGGUUGCAGAUUGAUAGUGUAUCGAAAUAAAGACGUUUUGGAAUGAAACAGUGAUUGAAAUGGCUGAAAGUAAAGGUGCGUUGAUCGCGAAAACAGUGCAAAAACAUGCCGGACGUGCGAAGGAAAAGCUCCUUCAAAACUUGGGCAAGGUAGACCGGACCCUCGACGAUAUAUUCGAAGAGCACCUGCAGAACUUCAACAGGCAGCAUCAGCAGGCCACCAGGCUUCAAAAGGAAUUCAAUAACUACAUAAGAUGUAUACGAGCGGUGCAAACGGCAUCAAAGUCUUUGAUGGAGGCUAUCACGGAAGUUUACGAGAGUGGAUGGUCUGGCCACGACCUCCUGUACGUGCAGGCGCAAAACUUGGAGAUGCUAUGGCAGGACUUCUCUCACAAGCUCGGCGAUCAAGUACUCAUACCGCUCAAUACGUACACCAAUCAGUUCCCUGAAGUCAGGAAAAAGAUCGAGAAACGUGGUCGCAAGUUGGUGGACUACGACAGUCAAAGGCACAGUUUCCAGAAUCUGCAAUCGAACGCUACGAAGAGAAGGGACGAUGUUAAGGUAACCAAAGGCAGGGAACAACUAGAAGAAGCAAAACGCACAUACGAAGUCCUAAACUCUGAACUGCACGACGAACUGCCAGCACUAUACGACUCCCGGGUUCUAUUCUACGUCAACAAUCUGCAAACACUCUUCUCGGCUGAACAACUGUUCCAUUCUGAAAGUCAUAAGGUAUUCGGCGAACUGGAAGCGAUAACGGACAAGCUGGCGAACGACUGCCAGCGCGGGUCGUACAGCAAGAAGUCCAACAACGUGACCAUGAACAACGUCGCGCCGCCCGCCUCCCCGCCCGCGCUCGGCACCCUCAACGGGAAGCACACUGACACCGUGCAGACUCCUCCGUCCCCCGCGAUGAACGGUUCGUCUCCCCCGCCGUCCCCUGCCGAGGGGGACACUCCGGCCGCAGAGGUCCGAGCUCCCCCCCUCCCAGAGCCCCGCAGUGAGGAAUCAAGCAAAGAAAAAGCCCCAACGCCACCAGCAAAGAGAGAGGACAAGUCUCCAACGCCCCCAGUCACCAACAACAAUGUAGAGAAGGAACCAGCCGACAAGAAAGUUGAAGAAUUAUACGACAUACCUGUUGGGUCGCCCGUACCACCGGAGAAGUCAAAUAAUAACUCGGAGGAAAAGAGACAAGUAGAUGUAGAACCAAAGGGCGAGAAAGGGAAGGAGAAUGACAGUGAAAACAAGAACGACGAUGUUUACGACAUACCGAUCGGAGCGACCCUGGCCGGUCUACCAGCGGGCACGCUGUACCGCGUCCGCGCGACGUACCGCUACACGCGCGAGGAUUCAGAUGAACUGUCCUUCGACGUCGGCGAGGUUAUACGCGUUGUGGAGUAUGAUGAUCCUGAUGAACAGGAGGAAGGCUGGCUGAUGGGCAUUAAAGAAUCAACCAAUGAGAAGGGAAUGUUCCCCGCGAACUUUACGCGACCAAUAUGAAGCGCCGCAGUGUCAUGUCACCACACUAACCAACUAUAUAGGUAACAACCGAUUUGUACUACGAACUUUCUACACCAUGAUUUUGAUUUUAUUGUAAUCAUUAAUCAUUUUCUUUUACGUUUCAAUUAGUUAACGAUUCAAAAAUCUAUGUUAUAACUUAGUAUAGUUGUUGAAUGUUCAUAGAUUAUAUAUUAUUUAUUAUUUUUUGUGUUGUAUUACAACGAAUUAUGAUAAAUCGUAACCGUUUAACAGCGUUUGUAUAUACAGUGUAUGAGUAACUUCGUAUCAUCAUUUUAGUCACUUGUCGGUGUAGGGUUAAUUAUUUAACUUAUUGAUUAUUCCAUGUCACAUUGUAGUAGGAAAUAUUUUUGACAGCGAAAAUCAUAUCGACUCUAUAGAUUAUUCAUUCAAUGCAAUUUGAACCUUAACCUAUUGCAUUAAUGUCUAUCAUAUGUCAGAGUAUCAAAUGUGUUUCCUAUUUAACUCUACCAAUAUGUAUGACAAUAAUCUUAAACGAUUAUUAGAUUAUAUUAAAUAUAAAAAUCGAAAUUGCUCAUUGUGUAACAAAUAAAUAUAUUUUACAUUCAAAGUGACCUUAAAUUUUAUUAAAUAAAUUAAAUUAAAAUAUUGACGAACAAUUCGAAUAAGUGUUUUGAAGUUAUAAAGUAUGUAUUCAGUAUUAUUUAUUUUUUAUCAGUUUUAUUUAUAACCGAAAUGGUCCAUUUUACUUUUUGUGUAAAAAUGAAUAUUCCUACUUGGAAUUUGUUGAGUUAUUUUUGGAAAUGUCCUAAGAAUAAACUCUGCAACCUGUCUUCUCUAUGUAUAAUAUCAUUUGAGAUUAAAUACUAUUAAGUUUUUGCAGCAUUUAAAGGCUGCUUUGUAAUCUUUGCCUUCCAAUUUAUAUCUUAUAUUAUUACAUUUCCGACGACGCAUUUCAUUUCAUUUUCUUGAUUGCAUUUUCAAAGCGAUGUCUUAACACAUAAUCAUUAUAAAAAGGUUAAGUUUUAAUGUAUAUACAAUUGAUUUUAGAUUUUUUUGUUGACCCCCAUAUAUCAUAUUGUUAAUAAUAUAACAUAGGGACUAAAUCAAUCGAAUAUUAUAACUUUUGAAUAAACAUUUUUAAGUAGGUUAUAUCUUUUUGUUAAAUUAUAACUGUAUUAGAAACAGAUACUAACUAUAAAAUAGUGCUUAUGAAUAACAUCAGGAUUUAUAGUUAACAACUGAAGAUGUCUAUAAAUAAAGUUUACAUUUAUUUUCAAGAAUUGUAUGUUCAAUGCUCGAAUUUGUAAUAAAAGUGUCUCGAACAUUAACACAUUUAUUCAUAAACACCUUCAGGCUAAAAUUGUAACAGACUUUUUGUGCCCAGAACAAACAUUGAUAUUAAUGCCAGUGUCAAAUGAGGUGCUUUGAAAGUGUACAUAAUUAUAUAUAUUUUACAUUUUAAUCCCAUAUUUUUAGAAUAAGAUGGUUUGUAUUGUGUUCCAUUUUUAAAAACAACUUCCCAAAUAUUUCCCGUUGCCAACAUUAUUGAAAAUAGGUGGGCAACACUGACGAUUACAAUAUUUUGUCAUUAAUACUUUUUUGUGGGGAUGGACCCGAUACAACGUGCUCCUUGCGUGUGGAAUUUUAUGAAAAAUUGUAAACUAGUUUUAUUUAACAAUCUUAUAAUGAAUGACGAGCCACUUUAACGUAUAGACAGCGUUUGGUCAGUUACAGCUUACCGUGUAGCUCCACCUCUUAUCGAUCAUUGGAAUAAACAACUUUUAUACAAAUUUAUGACCUUAUCAAAUUUUGAAUAUCAAUUUUAAAGAACGACUGAAGUUUUUGUAGGCAAAGUGUUGAAAUGUUGCGAUAUUGUGUAGGAGUACAAUCCGACAUGUAGAAAGAUGUGGUUUUAUCGUCAGUGCCAUGCAAUGUCCAUAUGUAAUGUUAAUUUAUAAGUUUGUUAGGACUUGUACAGUUUUUACAAGUGGAAAAUAAAAUAUUUCG
Messenger RNA from Spodoptera exigua (beet armyworm), 3597 nucleotides. Lineage: Eukaryota; Metazoa; Arthropoda; Insecta; Lepidoptera; Noctuidae. The record is from the annotation of a GenBank genome assembly.